AUGUCGCUCAGGCGCUCAGCACGACUGGGUUCCAUCCCAACCGUCAAGACACCACUACUGCAAAGCUCAGCUCCAAGUCAAGUAACCAGAGUCCAACGCAGCGCAGUGACGAAACCUCGCAAGGCGCCCACAAAGUCCAACAAGUCAGAUAAAAGACCUGCAAAGUCGAAGCCAAAAUCAGGAACAUCCUAUUGGUCCCCUGAGCCAGCAGUCACAGAGAAACAAGAAACAGACAUUCAGCCCUCAACCACUAACCCCACGAUAUUCAGACCUCAGACACCACCCCCACUGGACCGCCCCGUCGAUCCGCACCGAACAAAUGCAACUUUGAUCACCCCUCACGGCACAACCGUAAAUGCCUACCCAGCACACCUUGAAGAUACCUCCCCCUCGAAAACGGGCCUUCCACGGCCAACGGCAACAACAGGGACACUGCUCGAGAAAGCCACCGCACACCUCAUAGCAACAGAUCCACGCAUCGCAACGGUGAUUGAGCAGCAUCCAUGUCCGCUCUUCUCACCUGCUGGCUUAGCAGAGGAAAUCGACCCCUUCAACAGCCUGACCAGCAGCAUCAUCGGCCAGCAAGUCUCUGGCGCAGCAGCAAAGUCUAUCAGGAACAAGUUUGUGGCGCUUUUUGAUUUACCCGAUACUGUUGCGCCUGAUGGGCAUAAACAUGCAAAGUUCCCGACCCCAGAUCAGGUCGCCAAGUGUGAUAUCCCUACCCUCCGUACGGCGGGGCUGUCGCAGCGCAAGGCGGAAUAUAUUCAAGGUCUCGCGGAAAAAUUUGCCAGUGGAGAGCUUGGAGCGCGGAUGCUGGCUCGAGCUACUGAUGAGGAGCUUUUUGAGAAGCUCAUUGCUGUUCGUGGACUGGGGAAGUGGUCAGUUGAGAUGUUUGCUAUGUUUGCGCUCAAGCGCAUUGAUGUGUUUUCUACUGGAGAUUUGGGAGUACAACGGGGCUGUGCUGCCUUUAUGGGUCGUGAUGUGAGCAAACUUAAGGGCAAGGGUGGUGGUAAGUUUAAAUAUAUGGCGGAAAAGGAUAUGCUAGAACUUGCUGCCAAGUUUGCACCAUAUAGGAGUCUAUUCAUGUGGUAUAUGUGGCGGAUUGAGGACGUCGAUGUGGCUGUUCUUGGUGGUUGA
This is a messenger RNA of Penicillium griseofulvum, 1137 nucleotides long. RefSeq names its product DNA-3-methyladenine glycosylase II (gene alkA). The coding region runs from base 1 to 1137 and encodes 378 amino acids. NCBI's taxonomy places the organism in Eukaryota, Fungi, Ascomycota, Eurotiomycetes, Eurotiales, Aspergillaceae. Gene Ontology annotation, molecular function: DNA-3-methyladenine glycosylase activity; alkylated DNA binding; DNA-7-methylguanine glycosylase activity. Gene Ontology annotation, biological process: DNA alkylation repair; base-excision repair, AP site formation; base-excision repair. Gene Ontology annotation, cellular component: protein-DNA complex; nucleus. The record is from RefSeq and is a predicted model, not a curated record. The transcript has 3 exons.